Ixodes scapularis (black-legged tick) is the source of this 1515-nucleotide messenger RNA. Its product is annotated as cystathionine gamma-lyase. The coding region runs from base 140 to 1435 and encodes 431 amino acids. The record is from RefSeq and is a predicted model, not a curated record. Lineage: Eukaryota; Metazoa; Arthropoda; Arachnida; Ixodida; Ixodidae. The transcript has 11 exons. Gene Ontology annotation, biological process: transsulfuration. Gene Ontology annotation, molecular function: pyridoxal phosphate binding; cystathionine gamma-lyase activity. Gene Ontology annotation, cellular component: cytoplasm.
AGACACGGUGAACGGGCUCCAUUGCAGACGACGCGUCUGAUACGCGGCGAGUCACACGACGAGGAAACAAGAGACAAAACAAAGAUAACAAAAAGACAAAGUAGCAAAGAAAAAAAAAGGCCGCAGGGCACGAUUACAAAUGCCGCCCUUCCUGCCGCCUCCUCUCCCACCACCUCCGCUUACGGCGUUUCAGCUGGGCUCCGAACGGCAUUCAUUCCAAGCGUACGCUUCGAACGAGCAAGGAGCAGAAACUCAGCUCAUCAUGGCAUCCGAACAGUGGCACUUCGACACCAACGCAGUCCACGCGGGACAAGACCCGAGCCAGUGGAACUCGAGGGCGGUGGUACCGCCGAUUUCGAUGGCAACCACCUUCCAGCAAGGAGCGCCGGCCGAACACUACGGAUUUGAAUACUCGCGGUCCGGGAAUCCAACGAGGAACUGCCUGGAAGAAUGCCUGGCCUCGCUGGAACAUGCCAAAUACGCCCUGGUGUACGCCUCCGGCCUAGCGGCCACGCACAACGUGACACAUCUGCUGAGCCCGGGAGACCACAUCGUGAGCUUCGACGACGUGUAUGGAGGCACGAACAGACUCUUCAGGGCCCUCAUGGUCCCACGGGGAUUCGAAAUCACCUUCGUCGAUGCCACCGACCUGAAGAAAGUCGAGGCCGUGUUGAGACCCACAACUAAGCUGGUCUGGAUCGAGACACCCAGCAACCCUACAAUGAAGGUGGUCGACAUCAAGGGGGUCUGCAAGCUCGUGAAGAGAAAGUGCAGUGCCAUAGUUGCGGUGGACAACACCUUCAUGUCGGCCUACUUUCAGAAACCACUCGACCUUGGAGCUGAUAUAUCAGUCCACUCUCUUACCAAGUACAUGAAUGGCCACUCCGACGUGGUGAUGGGUGCAGUCUGCACGAGUGAUGCAGAAAUCCACGAGAGGCUACGCUACUUCCAAAAUGCUGCUGGUGCGGUGCCCUCCCCAUUUGACUGCUUCCUGGUGAACCGCGGCCUCAAGACUCUUCACGUUCGAAUGGAGCGCCACAUGGAGAAUGGUCUUAAGGUGGCCAAGUUUCUGUCUAGCCAUCCGCUCGUCGAAAAGGUACUUCAUCCAGGUCUUCCAAGUCACCCCCAGCAUGAAAUCGCCAAACGUCAGUGCUCCGGCUUCAGUGGAAUGGUGUCCUUCUACAUCAAGGGUGGGCUGGCAGAGUCCACAAGCUUCCUAAAAAAUCUCGAGGUCAUCAUUCUCGCCGAGAGCCUGGGAUCCAUCGAAAGCCUCGCAGAACUCCCGGCUGUGAUGACACAUGCAUCUGUGCCAGAAGACCAGCGUAAAGAGCUUGGCAUCAGCGACAAUCUUGUUCGGCUUUCGAUCGGAAUAGAAGACUCGGACGACCUGAUCAAAGACAUCGACCAGGCCCUCCAAAAAGCUGUACAAAAGUGAGCGUCUCUCUCUGUCAGAAGAACCGGCAUUAACUCCUUCCGUUUCAAAAAUCAUUAAAGAAAAUAUUUUUUUACCUGCAA